AGUGAUGCAAGCCUAUGUCAGCUUCCACCAAAAGUUCCUCCUCAUGCUUGGGGCACAUAAGUAAGGUAAGGAGCCACAGACUGAGAGGAACAUCGGUCAGCUUCCCCAGCUUCUCAACAAGAUCACCAUCCCAAGAGCAGAUGCCUGCAAGAAGUCUGUCCAUUGGACCUGUGAAUUUACACCUGAGACUUUGAUCCGUUUUCACUGUGUCAAUUUUGGGUCAUGGAAGAAUGCUGGCUGUGGUCCAUGCACUCACAGAAAUUAUAAACCAUCUCUGAGGAAGGACUCAGCCCACCAGAAGAGAGUGUUGAAGGGAAAAGUAAGACAAAGUCAUGGAGCUGCAAGAAGAGGAUGAAAUGGAUGAAGAGAAAGAGAAAAAAAACAUGUCUCAGCCCCAAAGCAAAAUGAAGGACCGGCUGGCCGAACUUCUGGAGGUAACCAAGAACUAUGACCAGCAGUUACCGGACGGCGACGAUGAAUAUGACCUGCCCCAUGAGGACAUCGUGUUCGAGACGGACCACAUCCUGGAGUCCUUGUACCGAGACAUCCAGGACCUUCAGGAUGAAAACCAGCAGCUGAUGACCGACGUGAAGCGGCUGGGGAAGCAGAACGCCCGCUUCCUCACGUCCAUGCGGCGCCUCAGCAGCAUCAAGCGGGACACCAACACGAUCGCCAAGGACAUCAAGGCCCGGGGCGAGAACAUCCACCGCAAGCUGUGCGCCAUGAAGGCCCUGAGCGAGAAGGCCGAGGCCCAGCACGGCGCGCACUCGGCGGUGGCGCGCAUCUCGCGCGCGCAGUACAGCGCGCUCACGCGCACCUUCCAGCGCGCCAUGCACGAGUACAACCAGGCCGAGAUGAAGCAGCGCGAGAACUGCAAGAUCCGCAUCCAGCGCCAGCUGGAGAUCAUGGGCAAGGACGUCUCCGGCGACCAGAUCGAGGACAUGUUCGAGCAGGGCAAGUGGGACGUGUUCUCCGAGAACUUGCUGGCCGACGUGAAGGGCGCGCGGGCGGCCCUGAACGAGAUCGAGAGCCGCCACCGCGAGCUGCUGCGGCUGGAGAGCCGCAUCCGCGACGUGCACGAGCUCUUCUUGCAGAUGGCGGUGCUGGUGGAGGAGCAGGCCGACCCCUUGAACGUCAUCGAGCUCAACGUGCUGAAGGCCCAAGAGUACACCGGCCAGGCCAAGGUGCACGUGACCAAGGCCGUGCAGUACACCAAGAAACACCCCUGCCGGACCAUCUGCUGCUUCUGCUGCCCCUGCCUCAACUAGCAGGUUGGCCGCGGCUGCCACCUCACCCCCCCCCCCCCCGCAUUGGCAGUGGCUGGGAAGCACACUGCGGAAGAUUUGGGGGCCCUCUGCACCGGGGUGAAUUGCCCCAAUCCCUACGGCCCUCUGUCCUCAGAGAAAGAAAGAUCUUAGAGGUGUGAGAAUUCCAACCCAUCUUGUGUUUGGGAGGAUGGCUGAUGCCAUCCAGUGUGUUUCUUGAGUAAGGCAGAUCCAUGCUGAAGUUGGUGAGGUCAUUAAAUGGCACAUGGCACCCUUUUCCUCUUAACGGAAGCCAAAUAAGGAACUGACAUUGGAGCUUAACUGUAGGCUAAGUGUCCGAGACAUGCUUCCCAACAAAACUCUAGGAGGAAGUCCGUUCUACAUGGGCUGAUGAUGGCAUGAACUUAACCUUAUCCUGAAAGUCCCUUGGUUCUGUUCAAUUUCACAAGACAUCGAUCUUGAGGAAAACUGUACAUCUUUCAUUUCUGAUUCUUCAUCUGGCUUAUCCUGUGUGAUUCUUGCCUCAAUGUAUAUCUUCUUUCUGUCCACCUUCCCUACUUAUUAAAAUCAUAUUUAACACUCAUUACUUCCUUAUCUUUUUCACUUUUAAUAUCUCCCAUCAGGAUAUAUUUUGGACUUUUUUCCAAAUAUUUUUAAGCACUGAAUUUUAACAAGCACUCAAAUGGAAGUAUGUAUCACUCACAUUUUAUAUAUCUUUCAUAAAUAACUUAAAAUUUACCUCUUUACUUGAUAAUACAAAUACACACAAAUAUAUAAAUGUAAAUGUAAAGGACUAAUAUUAACGCAUGUGCAUAAUGACCAAUUGGUUUAACCUGACUUUUGUAAAUAUGGUCUAUAAAUAUUAAGAGCAACACUUUUACUGGUCGUUGGUAUUGGUUUGCUUGUUUUGAGUUUACCUGAAUCCCAUCUCUAUAGUAUAGUUUGGGUCACAAUUUUCUUUGACAGGCGUCAAAGGCUAAAAUGCAUACAGAACUACAGAUAAUAAAAUAACAUUUUGGAAAUAGUA
Molecule: messenger RNA, 2292 nt
Organism: Suricata suricatta (meerkat)
Lineage: Eukaryota; Metazoa; Chordata; Mammalia; Carnivora; Herpestidae
Gene: STX11
Product: syntaxin 11
Exons: 3
Coding region: 333-1268 (311 amino acids)
Biological process (GO): intracellular protein transport; synaptic vesicle fusion to presynaptic active zone membrane; exocytosis
Cellular component (GO): synaptic vesicle; plasma membrane; endomembrane system
Molecular function (GO): SNARE binding; SNAP receptor activity
Source: RefSeq, a predicted model, not a curated record